Molecule: messenger RNA, 1470 nt
Organism: Musa acuminata AAA Group (dessert banana)
Lineage: Eukaryota; Viridiplantae; Streptophyta; Magnoliopsida; Zingiberales; Musaceae
Exons: 1
Coding region: 76-1470 (464 amino acids)
Source: RefSeq, a predicted model, not a curated record
AAUAGGAAAACAGAAGAGAAGAAGAUUCAGUGAUCGAGGCUCUGCAAAGUGGUGCUAAGUAAAGAAAUAGUUCUAAUGUGCUCCAGGAAAACAACUUGGAUUUCUGCUUGUUAUCAUCCUUCCUCUCUUGGUGUAGCUUGCUUCUUGUUUAUACUGUACAAGCUCUUCCCUUCCCUAUUUGCUCUUCUUCUAAGUUCUUCCCCAGUCAUUGUUUGCACAACACUUCUUCUUGGAAUCCUUCUGAGUUACAGUGAACCGAAUCUUCCCGGGAACAAAGCUGACAAUGAUGACACUGCCGAGGCAAGUUCUUCGCUGAAGAUUGAGUCUGUUCCAAAUGAGAAGGGUUUCAGGGACAAGUCUCGUGUGGGGAAUAGAAGGGCAACUAAGAGAUUGACAGUAAGAACCAUUGUUUUGGGUGACAGAAGGCUCGAUGCAGCAGAAGCCACUUUUGUUGCUUCAAAUUCUUCUAUCGAGGAAGAUAAUGGCAAGAAAGCUUGUUUGGACUCUGAGUCUGGUGGUGCACAGGAUUCUGAUUCUUCUAAGUCGAACACUGCGCCGGUGCUCGAUGAGCUUGACCCGUCUGUUUCCGAAGACAAUUCCGGUGAUGAUUCUGCAGCAUUCUCAGAGAACCAUGCAUCAGAUGAUGGCAGCACGGAGGAGGAGACUGAGAACCAAGAUGAAGAAGAGGCACAGAAGGAGAAAGAUGAGGGAGGCAAAGCUGCUGUAAGAUGGACCGCAGAUGAUCAGAGGAACCUCGUAAAUCUUGGGAAUUCUGAACUGGAAAGGAAUCGCCGGUUGGAGACUCUGCUCGCCAAACGAGAAGCGAGGAAGGUGCUGCAGAGAAAUCUGAUAGACCUGGACGACAACAUGGAGAAGGGACAUGGCCAUCUUCCAUGUGUCAAUGCACCGAGAAGGAACCCGUUCGACCUUUCCUGUAGCUCGGAUGACUACUUUCCUGGUUCGGCUCCUUCCGUGCUCCUGCCGAGACCGAGUCCAUUCGAUCUCCUCGACGAUGAUCCGGUAGAAGACGAAAAGAAUUCGAGGCAGCAGGACUUCGCUGCAGCUCCACAACGCGAUAUCUUCUUCAGAAGGCAUGAGAGCUUCAGCGUCGGUUCAGUUUUCAGCGAAUUCAAGCAAGAGAAGCGUGUUUCCAGAUUCAACCCUUGUGUUGGUGCAGAAAAGAAUGAGCCAGAGGAGACAGCUUGUGCUGAUUCAAAGAUGAAUUCUACUUCAGAAUCCGAUGAACACAACGCAAAACCUUCGAGUGACAGCAUGAUCACAGAACAAGCUCAUCAACCCACUGCAAGAUCUGCAGCAACCCAAGACGAGUGCAGCGAAGACUCGGUAGGCAAUUCACCCACUUCAUAUGGUGAGAGGGUUGAAGUGAUUGACGAGGAGCACAAGUCAAGCUCCUCCACUGCAUCAUCAUCGUCAGAAGAAAAGAGUGAGUCCCAAAAUGAGAACUCCUGA